Molecule: messenger RNA, 8264 nt
Organism: Mesoplodon densirostris (Blainville's beaked whale)
Lineage: Eukaryota; Metazoa; Chordata; Mammalia; Artiodactyla; Ziphiidae
Gene: SORBS1
Product: sorbin and SH3 domain containing 1
Exons: 30
Coding region: 284-5032 (1582 amino acids)
Biological process (GO): cell-substrate adhesion
Cellular component (GO): nucleus; cytoplasm; cell-substrate junction
Molecular function (GO): protein binding
Source: RefSeq, a predicted model, not a curated record
UGGAUGGAUGGCCUUGGUCUCUGAAGGCUGUUGUGCAGUUGGUCUUGAGUGUAUGUUGAACACAUCCCAGAGGGAGCUGGUGCUGCAUAGAAGACUGCUGGUGGGCAUGAGCCCAAGGAAAGCUUGGGAAUAUAGACACCUGCUUCUUUCACAGCAUACGGAGUGGCAUUUAUUGGAAGAGUUUGUGAGACCUUCUCUCUGCCCGCAGCUCCAGGAUCAAUGCGUCUUUCCAGCACCUUAAACCACUGAGCCCCAGUUACAGAAGACUUGUCCUAUCACCACCAUGAGCUCUGAAUGCGAUGUUGGUGCUUCCAAAGCUGUGGUGAAUGGUUUGGUACCGGGCAGCAAUGGGCAAGACAGAGACACGGAUCCUACAAAAAUCUGCACUGGGAAGGGAGCGGUGACUCUCCGGGCCUCGUCCUCCUACAGGGAGAUCCCAAGCGGUAGCCCUGUGAGCUCUCGGGAAACCCCGCAAGAGGAAAGGAAACCAGUUCUGGAGUCAGAGAAUUCCUCAGCAGAUGAGUGGAGGCUUCCUUCCAAUGCUGAUGCCAAUGGAAACGCCCAGCCCUCUCCACUCGUUGCCAAGGGCUACCGAAGUGUGCAUCCCAACCUUCCUUCCGACAAGCCUCAGGACUCAAGUCCUCUACUAAAUGAAGUUUCUUCAUCGCACGUUGGAACUGAUUCCCAGACCUUUGCACCAGUUAGCAAGCCAUCGUCUGUCUACCCGUCCACGACAAUUGUCAAUCCUACUAUUGUGCUCCUGCAACACAAUCGAGAACAGCAGAAACGACUCAGUAGCCUUUCAGAUCCUGUCUCGGAAAGAAGAGUGGGAGAGCAGGACUCAGCACCAACUCAGGAAAAACCCACCUCCCCUGGCAGGGCUGCUGAGAAGAAGGUGAAGGAUGACAGCAGGCGGGUGGCAAAGAGCACUCAGGACCUAAGCGAUGUUUCCAUGGAUGAUGUGGGCAUCCCACUCCGGAACACCGAGAGAUCAAAAGACUGGUACAAGACCAUGUUUAAGCAGAUCCACAAACUAAACAGAGAUGAUGAUUCAGAUCUGUACUCUCCUCGAUAUUCCUUUUCUGAAGACACAAAAUCUCCCCUUUCUGUGCCUCGCUCAAAAAGUGAGAUGAACUACAUUGAUGGUGAGAAGGUAGUUAAGAGGUCGGCCACGCUUCCCCUCCCGACCCGCUCUUCCUCGCUAAAAUCAAGCCCAGAAAGAAACGACUGGGAGCCCCCAGAUAAGAAAGCGGAUACAAGAAAAUACCGUGCAGAACCCAAAAGCAUUUACGAGUAUCAGCCGGGCAAGUCCUCCGUUCUGACCAACGAAAAGAUGAGUCGGGAUAUAAGCCCAGAAGAGAUAGAUUUAAAGAAUGAACCUUGGUAUAAAUUCUUUUCGGAAUUGGAGUUUGGGAAACCGCCUCCCAAAAAGAUAUGGGAUUAUACUCCUGGAGACUGCUCUAUCCUUCCUAGAGAGGAUAGAAAGACUAAUCUAGAGAAAGAUCUCAACCUCUGCCAAACAGAGUUAGAGGCAGAUUUAGAAAAAACGGAGACGCUUAAUAAAGCACCCAGUGCAAACCUGUCACAGAGCUCAGCAGUCAGCCCCACUCCGGAAAUUUCUUCAGAGCCUCCUGGAUAUGUAUAUUCUACCAACUUCCACGCGGUGAAGAGGGAAUCAGAUGGGGCUCCCGGGGAUCCUACCAGCCUGGAGAAUGAGAGGCAGAUUUAUAAAAGCGUCUUGGAAGGAGGAGAUAUCCCUCUCCAGGGCCUGAGUGGGCUCAAGAGGCCAUCCAGCUCGGCCUCAACUAAAGUGGAUCAUAAAGGUGGGAAUGCUCACAUGAUUUCUUCAUCUUCAGUUCAUAGCCGAGCGGUUCACACUAGCAGUGCGUUAGGCCCCGGGUGUAAACACAAGAAACCCCUGUCCGCUGCGAAAGCCUGCAUUUCGGAAAUCCUCCCCUCCAAAUUCAAACCCAGGCUCUCUGCUCCCAGCGCUCUUUUGCAGGAUCAGAAGAGCGUGCUGUUGCCAUCAGAAAAGGCUCAGAGCUGUGAGAACCUUUGUGUCUCGGUUCCUCUGAAUGAUUCCAAAAGAGGCCUCCCCCUGCAAGUGGGGGGCAGCGCGGAGAACCUGCUCGUGCGCUCCCGGCGGGACUACGACGGCAGGUCGAGCAGCACCAUGAGCCUGCAGGAGUUCAGCACCAGCACCAGGAGGCCCUGCCCACUCUUGAGGAAGGCUGGCCCGCAGUUCACCAUGCUCUACCGAGAUAUGCACCAGAUUAACCGGGCCGGCCUCUUCCUGGGGUCCGUCUCCUCCUCCAGUGUGCGGGAUCUUGCCUCCCACUUCGAGAGGAGCGGCCUGGCGUUGGCCAGGGGCGAGCUGGGCCCCAGCCAGGAAGGCUCGGAGCACGUCCCCAAGCACACCGUCUCCUCCCGCAUCACAGCUUUCGAGCAGCUGAUUCAGCGGUCCCGGUCCAUGCCGUCGCUGGACCUGUCCGGCAGGCUGAGCAAGUCCCCCACGCCCAUGCUGGCCCGGAGCGGCCUAACCUCUGCCCGCUCGGCCGAGUCCCUCCUGGAGUCAACCAAGCUCCGGCCCAGGGAGGCGGGCGGGCUGAACCCUGGGGGCAUCUACGCCUCCCCGGCGUGUAGCCGGAUGGCGGACCCCACCUUGGGCUUCAGGGGCCUCGUGCCUUCCGAGCCGCUCUCCGCCUGCUCGGACGAGCUGGACCGCUGCUCAAACGUCUCCAGCGACAGCCGAGAGGGCAGCAGCGGCAGCGUGCAUGGAGACUUCCCCAAACACCGGCUCAACAAGUGCAAGGGCACCUGCCCGGCCUCCUACACCCGCUUCACCACCAUCCGUAGGCACGAGCAGCAGCAGACCUCCCGGCGGCCCGACUGGCGCCCGGAUCCCAGGGGGGACAAGGGCACGCUCCUCAGGAACAUCUACCUAAUGAGCCCCCUCCCUUUUCGGUUGAAAAAGCCCUUCCAGCAUUCCCCCAGACAGCUUUGUCCCGGGGACUUCUCGGGCCAGAAGCCAGACCCCCCCAGGGGGUCUCAGCCCCAUCAGGACGAGCCCCCCUCCGGGGGGAGGCCCUUGGUUCCCAGACGCCUGUCUUCCCGGCACACCAUGGCCAGGCUGAGCCGGAUCUCAGAGCCCCCUCAGGAGAGACCCGCGGCCCCGGAGGUCUGCCUGACGGCCUUUAGUAAUGGGAACUCUCUGCCGUACUCAGACCGCAGCCUGGACAGGAACAACAACCCCCAAAGUGAACUGGGAACGUCCCUCGGAGAUUCAGAAUCACCAAGGCAUUUUAUACCAGCUGAUUACUUGGAGUCCACAGAAGAAUUUAUUCGAAGACGUCAUGAUGAUAAAGAGAAACUUUUAGCGGACCAGAGACGACUUAAGCGUGAGCAAGAAGAAGCCGAUAUUGCAGCUCGACGCCACACGGGCGUCAUUCCGACGCACCAUCAAUUUAUCACUAAUGAGCGCUUUGGGGACCUCCUCAAUAUAGACGAUACAGCAAAAAGGAAAUCUGGGUCAGAGAUGAGACCUGCCAGAGCCAAGUUUGACUUUAAAGCUCAGACACUAAAGGAGCUCCCUCUGCAGAAGGGAGACGUCGUGUACAUUUAUAAGCAGAUCGAUCAGAACUGGUAUGAAGGAGAGCACCACGGCCGGGUGGGAAUCUUCCCCCGCACCUACAUUGAGCUUCUUCCUCCUGCUGAGAAGGCUCAGCCCAAAAAGCUGGCACCAGUGCAGGUUCUGGAAUAUGGCGAAGCUAUUGCCAAGUUUAACUUUAAUGGUGAUACACAAGUAGAGAUGUCCUUCAGAAAGGGCGAGAGGAUCACGCUGCUCCGACAGGUGGACGAGAACUGGUACGAAGGGAGGAUCCCAGGGACAUCCCGGCAAGGCAUCUUCCCCAUCACCUAUGUGGACGUGAUCAAACGGCCGUUGGUGAAAAACCCCGUGGAUUACAUCGACCUGCCUUUCUCCUCCUCCCCAAGUCGUAGUGCCACCGCAAGCCCUCAGUUUCCCGGUCACAGCAAGCUCAUCACGCCAGCCCCCUCAUCUCUGCCCCACGCCCACCGAGCCCUGUCCCCUGAGAUGCACGCUGUCACCUCUGAGUGGAUCUCGCUGACCGUAGGAGUCCCAAGCAGGCGGCCUUUGGCCCUGACCCCACCCUUGCCUCCUCUGCCAGAGGCUUCUGUCUACAGCCCUGAACCCCUGGCCUUGUGGGCGAGGCCCAGCUCCUCCCUUACCCUCAGCCUCCCCCGUUCGGGCUGGUCAGCCCGGGCCACCCCACGCUCAGUAGUCUCCCCGCUGGCCCUGCCUCCCCCGCACAAAGCCUGCUCCCUGGCGCCCGGUGCCCAGACCUCCCUCCACGCCAGCGGAGAUGGUGGUACCCACGUGCCACCUCCAGGGGUCCUCAAGGAUAGCUUCUCCCAGCUGAGGCUUGGGCGUUCGGACAGGGUCAUCUCGGAGCUUAGCGACGCCUUUAGCAGCCAGGGUGAGCAGCAGCCGUGGCGAGAAGGAAGUGGAGCACGUGAGAGGAAAGCAGACAGGGAGGCAGGUGAGAGAUGCCCGGGUGGACCCGCCAUCUCUAAGAAGAGCUGCCUGAGACCGUCAGACGUGGUCAGGUGUCUGAGCACCGAACAGAGACCCACAGAGCUCCACACCCCAGAGGAGAGCCGGCCCCGCAAGCCCUGGGGUAGCCCUUUCCCGGGAAGGGAGGCUGAGCCCUCAGAGCUGCAGAGAGGUGGCGAGCCGGCCGAGAGGAAGGCCGCUCGGACUGCUGCGAGCGAGCAACCUCAAGCCCAGCAGCGAAGAGUCACCCCAGACAGGAGUCAAACCUCCCAGGAUUUAUUUAGCUACCAAGCAUUGUAUAGCUAUAUACCACAGAAUGAUGAUGAAUUGGAACUCCGAGAUGGAGAUAUUGUUGAUGUCAUGGAAAAGUGUGACGACGGAUGGUUUGUUGGUACUUCAAGAAGGACAAGGCAGUUUGGUACUUUCCCGGGCAACUAUGUAAAGCCUUUGUAUCUGUAAGAAGACUGAAAACCACAGAGAUGAUUUUUAUUGGAGGAUGAAGCAUAAUUCAUGAAUUUGUCUAUUUAAACAUUGAGUCAGUAGGAAAACUGAUAAAGAAAGAAGAAAAAGAGAGGACAGAGAAGUGUUGCAUUUAAAACCUGAGCCUGUCUAAGCUUACUGCGUGUAUCAGACAGGGCUGAACCACGCAGAAAAGGAAUGAGGCAAGUUGGUAUUUACUUAGCUGCUUCUGGGAGCCACUCCAGCCCUGCCCUCUUCGCCCCCCACCCCCCACCCCACCUUGAGUAAUCUGACCUGCAGCGUGGUCCAGGAGCAGUUAGGCCAGAAAUGCUUGUUGCUGCUUCAGGCUUGACCGGCUUUGGCUCAAAAGUGUCGUUUAGCCUGCAGGAGCCCUCGGAGCACCAGGGAGAUCCCCAGCCAUCCUCCAAGGCGCCACACAGACUCCCCCAGUCGCCCCGGAGCCUGCCGGUCCCCUAGUGCUGUGAGAGACCAGUCAGGGCUGCCAAGGCGAUCCCUAAACAGUAGUGGAGACCCCAAACUACCCAAGGCCCAGUCCCUCCCUGGAGGUAGGUGGGGAAAUGGAGGUCAAAGUAGGCGCCCAGUGCAUUCAGCUUUGCCAUUGACACCCCCGGUGUUCAGCCAGAAAAGCACACAAGGUUUGCCCCUGGAGCGGGGUGGCCAGGCAGAUAGUUAAAUUUGUAUUUCCAGGUGAUUAAGUCAAGAAGCCCUGUAACUUGAGGUCCCUUGCAGCGGCUCCUUCCCCAUGUCACUGGCUGUUAUGAACGGUCGCCUUCAGGGCAGCACAGUUUCAUUGAGCAGAAUGCCAUUGCUACUCUCUUUCUUUUCUGGAUUGUUUUAGGCCAGGACAGUUUGGGGUUGACAGGCCUGUUCUCACAGAGAACCAAGGAUGGUGUUCAGUGACUCAUGUAACGUACACCAGUGUACACUGGAUGCCAGGGGCCACUGGUGAGCAAGGCACGCUCCAAGCCUUAGAGGAGGUUGGCCGUGUCUCCAUUUUCAUUCCCCAUAGGAGUCCAAGGACUACCCAAAACGUAGGAACCCAAGGUUAUGGAUCCUGACGCACCCUGUGAGGCUUCUCUUUAGAGCAGACGGUGCAGAUGCUGUGGCCCUAAGGGUGAGGCCAUGAUAUGCUGCCGCUCCCAGGAGGCCGGUCUUCUGUGGGGAACAGAGCCAAGGACAGAGGCUCCUGGGGGUGCCUGGGGUGUUCCGUCCCAACGUUAUCCAAUUCAAGGAUGCUUACUGGCCACUCUGUUAGACACCUUGGAGAGGGAACUCAGAGGUGGUUGGAGAGACAGACACACAAAAAUACUGAAUCAAGAGAGACUGUGAUAAGUGCUAAGAAGGGUGUGAGAGAGGAAGAGAUGAAUUUUCCCUGAAGGGACCCUAGAAAGCAUUGUCAUAUUUCUGUCUCCAUUAGCUCACCUUGAACAACUAGGAUGCUGGAAGAACCUUUGUCUGCAGGUGGUUUAUGGCUGGAAAUACUUGGAACUGUUUCCAGGGUCUUCAAACUCUCAUCCUGCCCACAAAUACACAUCCAAGGUCACAAAUAGGAGUAGCAGUCCCAGGUUGAUAGGGUGUGUACAGGAACCCUGACUCUUUGCACGUAGCUCAGAAUUGGCCUAGGACCCAUGUCCCAGAGUCUCUAUAAGCACGCAGAGCUUGUCUUCAGUGCCUCAGCUUCUCUCUCCACUACGCAUCUUAGGACCCCCAUCAGCUGCCCACCCCCGUCAGGGAGCCACAGUACCCUCACUCCCUGUCCUUCAAAGCAUGCUCUCAGGAAAGCAACUGCCACUGACUCCUUCACAGUCAAGUAUAAAUGACUGAUAAGAGGAAGGUGUUAUUUCUUCCCAGAAACACUGGUUUUUAACUAGAACAGAGCAGAGCCUUAAUCCCAAGGGGGAAAGGCUGUGGAACUAAUGGUGGAGGUGGGGCUGGGGCUAUAGGUGAGGGUGGAUGAGCUUCCUGGGUAGAAAGGGACUUCUUGAUAUUCCUUAAGAAAGACUCGGUGCUUUGGAAGGUCCACCUCACCAUCCAAGGGCACUCUGUUUCUGUCUCUCCUCCCCGCUCCGAAUCUAGUUCAAGUGCAUAUCCACAUGCAUUUCACACAGCAGCAUCACCCAUUUUGGAAUGUAUAUUGGCUAAUGUGUUUCCUGGCCUUUCUUAGAUGCAAACCAUUCAUAACACGAUCUUAUCUGUUUUUUGAGGGGUGCUUAUUGAUUAAGUAGGUAAGUUGGAACACCUCUUUAAAUACAGCUAGAAAAUAAACCAAUUUGUAAAGCCACACUUGCAUUUGAUGCCAGCCUCACGACUUUGUAUAUCUCCAGAAUCCCAGGUAUGCCUCACCAAUUUGCCCAUCUUUAAUAAACUCAUCUGUUAAAAUUUGCAUCAAACUUCAGCUUCCUACAUAUGACACAACAAGGAACAAAGGGUUCCAAUUGCCCCUUUGUCUUCAGACAUUUAAUAAUACAAAAUACCUAUUUUUAUGCCGAGAUAUUUAUACAGGUUUAUUAAUCGCAAGUGCAACUAACUGGCAGCAUGCCCUGCAACACAUUUUGAUAGAUUAGCCAUGCUUCUGGGUAAAGGCAAGCCCCACACUACUUAACUUUUGCAGUCUUUCUGGGAUCAGUAAGAGAAAAAAAAUCACAUGCUUAAGAAGUGGGACUGUAAAUAUGUAUAUUUAACUUUGUAUAGUCCAUGUACCUACUUUGUAUAGAAAAAUAAUUUUAAAAAUUUGAACCGAAGGGGGAGUAAAAUAAGGAAGUCAUGAAGUUUUUUUGCAUAUUUAAAUGAAGGAAUUCCAAAAUAACUUACCUGCAGAUUUUUAGCACAAAAAUAGCCCUUGUAAAGUGUUAUAAUUUUAAAUAAUCAUUCUUUCUGGGAGAGAAGAUAACUGUUAUCUCAAUUAUAGUGGUUUUUCUUAUUUUGUUUUUGAUUUUUUUUUUUUUGCAGUCCUGUUUAUCUGCAGUAAUAUUAAGGCCUAUUGCUAGAAUAGGUUACUACAAAAAAUAUUAUAUUCUGAAAGAAAAAUAACUGACAUUAUAUAUAACCAAUUAAAGUAUUGCCAUUUAAAUUAUACACCAAGAGCAUGUACUAUGCAGACACAGAUUUUUCUGUUCAUCUAUUUUUCUUUAUGCAGUGGAUCGAUCUGACAAAUAGAUGUUGAAUUAGUACAUUGGCUGUACAUGUUAUUUAAUAAACUUUAUUCAGAAUU